AUGACAAUCGUCGAAAAAAACACCAUCACCAUUGAUGGCGUGACCCAGGGUAGCCAGACCGGCAUCCAAGUCAUUGUAGUCGGUGCUGGUAUCGGUGGUCUUAUGACAGCAUUGGAGUGCUGGAGAAAAGGACAUAAAGUUAUCGUUCUCGAAAAGGCCGAGGAGCUAUCCGUCAUGGGGGACGUUAUUGUCAUUGGGCCAUCUGCUUGGGUUACGAUUGACAAAUAUCCAAGUAUGGCGGACGACUAUGAAAAAUUGAAACAUGACGUUCUCUUCAGCUUCAAAAGUCAGCAGGGCGAGCUUCUGCUUGGGCCGCAGGAGAUUGAAUGGAACUGGCCCGGGGUGGCGCAACACGCCAGCCAUCCUCGAAGAAUUGCAGGCAUAACAAGCAGACGAGAUAUCGCCGAAAUGUUAUACAACCAAGUGCGGAGACUUGGUAUCGAAGCGAAGUUCAGCACUCAUAUUGUACAGUUUGCAGAGAACAACGAUGAAGGAGUUGCGAUUGCCAGGAGCUCAGAUGGGCAUGAGUUCAUUGGAGAUGUUGUCGUCGCUGCUGAUGGAUUAGGUACCAAAUCUCAUGCCGUCGUGCUCGGCCAGGAAGUCAAGGCUAUAGCGAGCGGAUACGUCUGUGUGAGGGGUUCUUUUCCAACUGCAGCUGUUCAAGGCGUGGCUUCAGUUCAAGCUUUGCUCCCGAAAGCUGGAGAGCGGCCUAAGAUACUUGCUUAUACUGGAGUCGGAACGCAUCUCAUCCUUACUUUGACGCAUAAAACAAUCUGCGUUGCGCUCACAUCUGAAGACGAUGGAACAGCCGAAGAAUCGUGGUCAAAAACGAUCUCUGGUUCAACGAUAGCCAAUCGUCUGUCGACGGCUGACUGGGACCCUGCAGUUGUCGAUUGCUUCAAGAACGCACCUGAUGGUCACAUUGUGUCUUGGAAACUGUGUUGGCGUGACCCCCAGCCCAAGUGGACCUCCGCUGGAUCACGGAUCAUCCAGCUAGGCGAUAGCGCCCACAGCUUCCUACCCACAUCUGCCAAUGGCGGUACAAUGGCUGCUGAGGACGCCUUAUCUCUUGCAGAAUGUCUGAGGAUUUCAGGUAAAUCCAAGGUGCCUUUGGCCACAAAGGUUCAUGAAGCACUGCGCUAUCAGCGCGUUUCUCUGGUUCAAAAAACGGGAUUCGUCAACCGACGGGAAAUGCAUCGCGACAUGAAAACAAUAACUCAGGAUGGAAACAGGCCAAUGCUGCAAGGCAAAUGGAUAUGGACGCACAACCCUGAGCUAUACGCGACCAAUAACUAUGAAGCUGCAAAGUCUGCCAUUGAAGCUGGUGGCCAAUUCAAAAACACCAACCUUCCGCCAGGUCAUAUAUGGGAACCGUGGACGAUGAGCCAGGAGUUGGAAAAGGAGGCCUCUGGUGUUUUUGUUCAAGACCUCAAAACCAAUGGGGAUUGGGGAGUUCUUGCAUAA
Molecule: messenger RNA, 1464 nt
Organism: Colletotrichum truncatum
Lineage: Eukaryota; Fungi; Ascomycota; Sordariomycetes; Glomerellales; Glomerellaceae
Product: FAD-binding domain protein
Molecular function (GO): FAD binding; monooxygenase activity
Source: RefSeq, a predicted model, not a curated record